AGUUAUAUACAGAUGUACUAUACAGGAGAAAAUAAAUACGUUUGCAAUUUUUACAACUAUAUCCUUUCCUCGCAUCUUAUAGACUAUCGACCCGAUCUCUCUUCUUCUCACUCCCUCCCUCUCUCAUCCACCUCACGGCCCGCCUGAAUUUAUCUCAGUGGAUAUCAACUUAGAAUGGCUGGCAGAGCUCAUAUCCCCACUAAGAGCGCAGCACUCAUUGCCAUGAUUGCUGAUGAGGACACUGUAACUGGAUUUUUGCUGGCUGGAGUGGGUAACGUUGACUUGCGGAGAAAGACAAAUUAUCUUAUUGUUGAUUCAAAAACAACAGUGAAAGCAAUUGAAGAUGCAUUCAAAGAGUUUACAACAAAGGAGGAUAUUGCAAUUGUCUUGAUCAGCCAAUAUGUUGCAAACAUGAUAAGGUUUCUAGUUGAUAGCUACAAUAAGCCAGUUCCAGCUAUUUUGGAAAUCCCUUCCAAGGAUCAUCCCUAUGACCCUGCUCAUGAUUCAGUUCUUUCAAGAGUGAAGUACCUCUUCUCUAGUGAAUCUGUGGCAUCAGGAAGGCGUUGAUCAUCAAGUAUUUUCAUGUGUUUUGAUCAAUAAGUAUUGCAUUGCUUUUGAUACCAUGUAUGGUUUUUCCCUUGUUCACACCAACUGCUCUGUUACUGACCGACAGACGGUUGGUAUAUAUGUGUACGUAUUUUAGUUUCCUUUUGUGCGUAAACCAUCUGUAAAUCAUACCAAUGCAAAUUAAAUCUCAUUUUAUUUAAUAGGAAUAAAUCUCAUGUCAUUGUUGAUCUUGA
Prunus persica (peach) is the source of this 800-nucleotide messenger RNA. Its product is annotated as V-type proton ATPase subunit F. Bases 175 to 567 code for a protein of 130 amino acids. The record is from RefSeq and is a predicted model, not a curated record. Gene Ontology annotation, biological process: proton transmembrane transport. Gene Ontology annotation, cellular component: membrane; proton-transporting V-type ATPase, V1 domain. The transcript is spliced from 5 exons. Gene Ontology annotation, molecular function: proton-transporting ATPase activity, rotational mechanism. Lineage: Eukaryota; Viridiplantae; Streptophyta; Magnoliopsida; Rosales; Rosaceae.